AUGUAAGAACUAUUGGCUUAAAAAUACGCUGAAUUAUCAUAAAACACACUAGAUAAUGUCGAUUUUUCUAAAGCAGAGGAAUUGUAUAAAGAAAUAUUAAAAAAUUUGAAUGAAGAUCUAUCGAUUGAACAAAUAAAACAAUUGGGAUAACAAUUUCUGGAAUUUCUAUAAGUAUUAUAAUAGGAUGAAUUUAUUUAAAGAAAAAGAGCAAAGGAGGAAACAUAGGAAAAGGAUUAAUUAUUGCAUAAGGAAUAUCCACAAUUAUAAGAUAAAUUAUUAAAAUUAAAAUAAAAUUGCCAAGAUAUAGAUUAGAGUGCAAAAAAAAUAAAUGAGACACUUAAAAAAUUACCAGAAAUAGAAGAAGCUAAUAGAAAAUCAAUGAAAGAUAAAUUUUAUGAAGAUGUAAAAGAUGUUAAAGAUAAGAUUCAACAAGAAGAGAUUGACGCAUAAAAAUUUGCUGAAGAAAACUUAAAGAUUCGUGAAGAUAUGCAAGCAUUAAUUGCAUAAUACGAAUAAAAAGAAAAGGAAUUCUGGGAAAAGGUUAAAUAGAAUGAAGAAGAACAAAAAAACGAUACUAAGAAAUAUAUGGAAUAAUUCGAAAAAAUGCAGGGUGAUGCUUAAAAGGCCAUGCAAGAAAAAUAAUUAAUUUAAGAUGCAUAAAAGUAAUUGAAUGAUAAAAAAAUGAAAUUAUAAGUAUACAAAGGAAAACAAAAUGAAUUUAUUGAAACAUUUGAGAAAUCAACUAGCACAUUUUAAAGUUUAACAGUGGAGUUCCUUAAAUUAGCCUUUAAGGCCAAGGAGGAUGAAGAAAAAAGUAACUUAAAUUAAUAAAGAGCUGAUAAAGCUAAUUUAUUAGCAGUAGAAAUUGCAUAAAAAAAUGCUGAUUUAAAAUUAUAAAUAGAAAAUGUUGAAAAAGAAAAAGAUAAAUUAAGAGCAGAAAUCUUAGAACUUAAUAAUCAAAAAAAGCUAUAAAGUCAAAAUUAAUAACAAUAAAAAUCUAAUGGUGAAAAUUGA
Messenger RNA from Paramecium tetraurelia, 1014 nucleotides. RefSeq lists its product as uncharacterized. Gene Ontology annotation, molecular function: syntaxin binding. NCBI's taxonomy places the organism in Eukaryota, Ciliophora, Oligohymenophorea, Peniculida, Parameciidae. The transcript is spliced from 5 exons. The record is from RefSeq and is a predicted model, not a curated record.